AUGAAAGCCUUCCAAAUCCUCCUCUCAGCCGUCCUCACUCUGGGCGCCCUGGCAGCACCGCACGAUGAGAUGGCCAAAAGAGCCGACCGCGGCUCUUACACCGUCUCCGGCCUCGCGUCGCGCAAGCAGGCCAUCUUGAACGCGGGGGGAAACACACUCGAUCUCGCCAUCGCCAUGCUCGAGACCGAGACAAUGACAACCAACUACGUGUAUGGAGAUGCAAAGACCUACGACGCCGCGAACUUCGGCCUCUUCAAGCAGAACUGGGGUAUGCUCCGUGUCUGUGCGACGCGGUACGGCCUCGCUGGGCAGUCGGAGGCUCAGUGGAAUAAUGGUGCUGUACUCAACUCGAACGUGUACGCCGACGUCGCGUCCCGCUGGGACUGUCAGGGGUACUAUGGCGUGGACCUGUGGUUUGCGGGACACCGCAAUGGUGCGAGCGGACUGAGCAAUCCCAACACGGAUGAUAUUAACAAGUACAAGACUGCCGUCUACUGGAUCCAGGCGCAGAUCGACAGCAACUCGGUCUACAAAUCGGAUGAUACGCGCUUCUGGGUUGACGUUGAAGCCAUCUAA
Molecule: messenger RNA, 576 nt
Organism: Aspergillus calidoustus
Lineage: Eukaryota; Fungi; Ascomycota; Eurotiomycetes; Eurotiales; Aspergillaceae
Source: the annotation of a GenBank genome assembly